Molecule: messenger RNA, 771 nt
Organism: Pseudocercospora fijiensis CIRAD86
Lineage: Eukaryota; Fungi; Ascomycota; Dothideomycetes; Mycosphaerellales; Mycosphaerellaceae
Exons: 1
Coding region: 1-771 (256 amino acids)
Source: RefSeq, a predicted model, not a curated record
AUGAAUCGCAAAUUAGACGAUGUCCAGGAGGCAGGCACAUUUUCCAAGCUGCCGCCCGAAAUACGGAACAUGAUCUACGCGCUGGUUCUAUGCGAGCAGAAAGCCAAGGACUUCGAUUGUGCCGUUGAACUGCUUCCGGACAACGUGAGAGCGAAGAGAGCAACACUCAAGCGCUCCCGGUGUCUCCAUCUCUCACGACACCCGCACCCAGCAAGUUGUCUCGCGAUCCUCCAGACAUGCCGUGCUAUCAGUCACGAAGCGUCCGGAAUUUUUUAUGGUAACCACGACUUUACGUUCCACGACGAUCUCACCAUCACACCAUCAACCUUCUCGAGAGAUCCGAAGCCCGUCAACAUCAAGUUUCGAGACUUCCUUUGGACCACCUCGAGCGCGCGCUUGCAUCACAUCGCUGAGAUACAAAUCAUUGUCACAGGUGCAUUGCUGUCGUCUUCUGACCUGGCAAGGCUGCCAAAUCUCAAGGAAUUGGCAAUUGGCUUUCGUGGACCCAAGGCAUUGAACAUGUUCAAGCCUGGUAGUGUGGUGAGCACUGCUGAGGACACCUCUCAGAUGAGAGAACUUUGCAAAAGCUGGAUCGAAGUACUACCAAAGCUGGAGCACAUCACCCUGCGUGUGGACGAUACGGUUAUCGGUGGAGUUGACCGGAGGGUGGUCAAACAAUGCAUAUCAGAAUUACAGGCCGAACUUCGAGGCCUGCUCGGUGCGCGAAACGAAAAUCGGAGCCAAAGCGAGGCGAUCCAAUCAAGCGAAUGA